GCAGUGAGCAUGCUCGGCGCCCCUCCUGCGGGAAGAGGAAGCUGGCUGCAUAGGAGUCACACCGAGCGUAGCCAGCAUGUCAGCGCAGUCAACUUGCAGCGGGCUGUGAGGGCGGCGAGCGGGGCUUUGUCCUAGGAAGUGCGCGGCGUGCUUUUCUUUAUUACCCCCGCUUCAUCUCCAAGAACGACUCGUAAGGCCUUCGAAACGCUUUUCUUAACGCUCCACUGAGGAUACAGCACGUAUACCGUCUACCAAGAAGCCCUUGACGGGUUUUGUCGGAGUGUGGUUGUGUGUGCGCGCGCCUUUUUUUUUUUUUUUAACUUUUACAUACUUUGUUUUGAUCGUCGGAGGCCGGGCCUCCGUCUUUGGGAAGUCGAAGAGAAGAGCCAGGAGCUACUCAGCAACACUUGAUAUUUUGAAACCUCCUCUUUUGGGGCGAAGGCAAAGAGCUGGUUUUCUUUGCUAGCCCGAUAAAUGCUAUUUAUGAAGAUGGACCUGUUGAACUACCAGUACUUGGACAAGAUGAACAACAACAUCGGCAUUCUGUGCUACGAAGGUGAAGCUGCUCUCAGGGGAGAGCCCAGAAUGCAGACCCUCCCGGUGGCCUCUGCCCUCAGCAGCCAUCGCACUGGCCCUCCCCCAAUCAGUCCCAGCAAGAGGAAGUUCAGCAUGGAGCCAGGCGACGAGGACCUCGACUGUGACAACGACCAUGUCUCCAAGAUGAGUCGCAUCUUCAACCCCCAUCUGAGCAAGACUGCCAAUGGAGACUGCCGGAAAGACCCCCGGGAGCGGAGCCGCAGCCCCAUCGAGCGUGCUGUGGCCCCCACCAUGAGCCUGCACGGCAGCCACCUGUACACAUCCCUCCCCAGCCUCAGUAUGGAGCAGCCCCUUGCACUGACCAAGAACAGCCUGGAUGCCAGCAGGCCAGCCGGCCUGUCGCCCACACUGACCCCAGGGGAGCGGCAGCAGAACCGGCCCUCGGUGAUCACCUGCGCCUCAGCCGGCGCCCGCAACUGCAACCUCUCACACUGCCCCAUCGCACACAGCGGCUGUGCUGCGCCUGGGCUGGCCAACUACCGGAGGCCACCGAGCGCUGCUACCACCUGUGACCCCGUGGUGGAGGAGCAUUUCCGCAGGAGCCUGGGCAAGAACUACAAGGAGCCCGAGCCGGCGCCCAACUCCGUGUCCAUCACGGGCUCUGUGGACGACCACUUUGCCAAAGCGCUGGGUGACACAUGGCUUCAGAUCAAGGCGGCCAAGGAUGGCGCAUCCAGCAGCCCAGAGUCAGCCUCGCGCAGGGGCCAGCCCGCCAGCCCCUCUGCCCACAUGGUCAGCCACAGUCACUCUCCCUCCGUGGUCUCCUGAAGGGAGCGCCUCCCUCUAGCAGCACGUGGAUCUGCAUGGUUUGCCUGAGCUUUGAACAGUCAGUGCUUUAAAAAAAUGGAAAAAAAUCGUGGGGGGGUGGGGGUGGGAGGGGAAGGGAUGGUUUAUUCGCAAAAACCAUGUUGGGAUUUUUGUUCUGUUCUGUUUUUGUACUUGCUUGGUAUUCGUACAAGGGGGCCCUCAAACAUGAUAGCAGGAACUACGUGUGGAACAUCUGUCUAAUGUAGCAUCCUUACUUCCUGCCUCAGUUACCAAAGAAACCUCUGAUGCAGGUCUGCCGCCCCAACGGGGUCAGGACCCCACACGCGCUUUCUCCGUCACAAGCCAUGACCACAUUGGUGACCCAGAUGCUUUGUGCUCUUCCCUUUGCUUCUCGAGACCGGGGUGUGUGCGGCUCAGCUUCCAUUGUGCUCGGCUCGGUCCGUGUGUGUGUGUGUGUGUGUGUGUGUGUGUAUACUUGAAGAGGACUGUCGUGUCUGAUUUGCACUAUUGGAGGACUAAAGUUGCCUGCCUGACAACUUUAUGUGUGAUGCUAGUACUCUGAGGGCAAACUGCUGAAAACAAAGGGUUUAAGGAUGACAUUUCUGACCAUUUGUGUGUUUUGUUAUUUUUUUUUUUUUUUUUUUAUUUAGACAAAACAGCUUUGGAAGGGGAAGUCUCAUACAGGUUAUAGGUCUUUCUCUCUCUAGACUUCAGGUGCUUGCAACUGGACUGCAGACUCUCCCAGUCACGGGCAUUUUACCUUCUCUGAACACUGCAGUUUGUUAGACUUAGAGCUGAGGUUGGAGGAUCCCAUAGUGCUUUAAAUGUGAUGCAUGUUUUAAUGGAGAAAAAAAUAGCUGGUUUCUAUUAAUUGUAUAGACAGUAAGCGAAAACCUUAACACUUACUAUCUUCUUUUCAGAAUUAGUUUAUUUUUGUCAGUUACAGUCCUAGAUAUACUUACUGCUGGUACAGUUGUACUCUAAGAUUUGUAUUUGAUGUUCACUUUACUCACAAGUAGCGCCGGGGACAGCCAGCUCCUGGCAGGCCCUCGUGAUGAGCAGUCGAGCAGUCGAAAGCCUCGACGUCGCUUGCUGGAGAUUUUGCUGCAGGCUGGCGUCAUCGUUAUUUUCUGCAUUCCUGUCUGCUUUGUUACAGGCUCCCAGGGGAGGUGGGGCUUGUGUCUUCCUCGAUGCAGAAACUGCUCUUUUGCAUUCUUGGCUGAACAGCAGAUUCCUGACAAUCUGUGAUAUGGUAUUCUGUAAGCUUCCUUGUACGCUGGGGCCAAGGCAGUAUACAUUCCUCUGACUCUAUACAGUUAUGACCGCAUUUAUUAUCACUCGCCCUACUAAUAGCCACUAACUAGAAUCUAGGUGAAAGCAUGGCACGGCUGUGGGAGCCCACAGCUGCUCCUCUUCCCGGUCGAUGAGCGUUUCGAUCCCCCACCCCCCGGGUGCCGUCCAGCCUGGCCGCCAGGGGGCGGGUGACAGUGUCACCUGACCAGGGCCCACGGCGUGGCCACCUCACUGGCAAGGCACGCCACGGGAGCCUCGAGGCUGGUUCUCGGUAUGAGAACAGUACCGUUCAGCCGUUGAACUUUGAAAAUUGGCACCAGGUGGAAAGGCCGGAGGGCCGGCUCCUGUGGUCACAGAGUGGCCGCAGGCCUUUCCGAAAGCAGAAACGAAGCCCUUCUCUCGCCCCAGCACGCGUUUCACCCCGCUCUCCUGGGCUUCCAAGCUUUGGCGUUCAGGCCCCUAUAUUUUCUGUAGGAAGAAUCGUUGAGAACACUUUUUUUAUAUAGGUAACUUUAAGACCAUCAUUACGCUGUGCGUAAAGAAUGUACAGAGAAAUUUGUAGGUAUUUUUUGAAGAACAAUUAAUUUGUUAAUAAUGAUAUGUAGCUAUUUAAUUUUUCCCUUUCCUAUUGUAAUCAUUCAUAUUUUUUUGUUUGGAAAAAAAAGUUGAUCUUUUUUUGUCGUAGUUUGUCUGUAAAAGUGCAGGAACACAGUUAUUCUAUGAGAACACUGCAUCUGCAUUAAUAGCCACUAGUUUGUUAUUGCUACAGGCUACUGAGCGUUAUAACAGGAAAACAACCCCACUGCUGACUGGCUCGGUGGAGAACGCUCCUGGGAUGGGUCUCUUUACCAGUGAACGAGGGCAUCGCUUUGGGCGGGAUUGGCGGUGCUGACGACCGGGUCCUUGGUGCACUGACCUGUCUGGGAUAGGCAGUACCCUGGAGGGGACCUCGGGCAGAGGAGCAGCAGAAAACCAAACACUUCACUGAGAAAGAGCACCCUCCCUGCUCUAAGAAGGGGCUCCGUGAAGUUCUUCCCAGAGCCGAGCCAUCUGCAGUGCGUUCUGACCUUCUCUCCAUGUUUGUAAAUCUGUAAUAUACCAUUCUCGGUGGCCUGUUUUUCCUGGAAGAAGAAAAAAAAAGGUUUGGCAGGCCAUCUUUUUUUUGUACUUAAAAGUAGCCUUAAGAACAAUAAUAAAGUGCUCUUAAACCACA
Molecule: messenger RNA, 3871 nt
Organism: Carlito syrichta (Philippine tarsier)
Lineage: Eukaryota; Metazoa; Chordata; Mammalia; Primates; Tarsiidae
Gene: VGLL4
Product: vestigial like family member 4
Exons: 5
Coding region: 475-1365 (296 amino acids)
Biological process (GO): negative regulation of DNA-templated transcription
Molecular function (GO): transcription coactivator binding
Source: RefSeq, a predicted model, not a curated record